Sinocyclocheilus rhinocerous is the source of this 2772-nucleotide messenger RNA. Its product is annotated as NACHT, LRR and PYD domains-containing protein 12-like. The record is from RefSeq and is a predicted model, not a curated record. Gene Ontology annotation, molecular function: protein binding. The transcript is spliced from 8 exons. The coding region runs from base 1 to 2772 and encodes 923 amino acids. NCBI's taxonomy places the organism in Eukaryota, Metazoa, Chordata, Actinopteri, Cypriniformes, Cyprinidae.
AUGUGUGAAUCCUCAUGCUGUAUUGAGAAUGACACACACACAGCUUUACUUUCUUUGUGUUGUUCUUCUUGUUUCUGCUGUGUGAAUAGGAAUGAUCAGUCUGCAGAACUGCAGGAUUCCCACCGACUAGUAAAUGAUGGUCUACAGAGAGUAAAAGACCAACACAAAGUCAGCAUGAAGAACAAGUAUGAGAGCUUAUUUGAGGUAAUCAAAAUACAAAAGAAUCAAACCCUCCUGAACAGCAUCUACACACUCUACAUCAUAGAGGGAGAGAGUGGAGGGGUGAAUGAAGAACAUGAGGUUUUACAGAUGGAGAAAACACCCAGAACACAUCUAUUGAACACAAGAACACAUCUACAGAACACAAUCUACUGUAAUGAUAUAUUCAAACCCUCAACUGAAACAGCAUGUGGGACGAAAGACAAAAUCAAGACUGUUCUUACUAAAGGCAUCGCUGGAAUUGGAAAAACCGUCUCUGUGCAGAAGUUCAUUCUGGACUGGGCUGAGGGACAAGCCAAUCAGGAUGUAGAUUUCAUGUUUGUGCUUCCUUUUCGAGAGCUGAAUUUGAUUCGAGAUCAUCAGUACAGUCUUCACAGACUUCUGCUGGACUUUCAUCCUGAACUUCAAGAUCUCGGCUCCGAGAUUUACGAGGAGUGUAAAGUUGUGUUCAUCUUUGAUGGUCUGGAUGAAAGCAGAAUGACUCUGAUGUUUUCAGACAAUGAGAAAGUUUCUGAUGUGACUCAGACUUCAUCAGUGGGUGUGUUGAUAUCAAACCUGAUGAGAGGAGAUCUGCUUCCCUCUGCUCUCAUCUGGAUCACCUCCAGACCAGCAGCAGCCAAUCAGAUCCCUUCCAAAUACAUCAACCGUGUGACAGAAAUUCAGGGAUUUAAUGACGCUCAGAAGGAGGAAUAUUUCAGGAAGAGAAUCAAUGAUGAGAAUCAAGCCAGCAGAAUAAUUUCACACAUCAGAAGAGCAAGAAGCCUCCACAUCAUGUGCCACAUCCCCGUCUUCAGCUGGAUCUCAUCCACUGUUCUUCAAAAGCUCCUGAAAGAAGAUGUGAGUGCAGAAAUCCCUCAAACUCUGACUGAAAUGUACAUCCACUUCCUGCUGAUUCAGAUAAACAUGAGGAAUCAGAAGUAUACAGAGACAGAUACAGAGAAACUUCUGCAGUCCAACAGAGAAAUGAUUGUGAAACUUGCUGAACUGGCUUUCAAUCAGCUGAUGAAGGGUAAUGUCAUAUUCUAUGAGGAGGACCUGAAAGAGAGCGGCAUAGACGGGACUGACACCUCUGUGUAUUUUGGGAUUUGCACUGAGAUCUUUAAGGAGGAAUUUGUAAUUCAUCGAAGAAAGGUCUACAGUUUCAUACAUCUGAGCUUUCAGGAGUUUCUAGCUGCUUUCUAUGUGCUUUACUCCCAUCUGAUGAAAAACAGGGAGCCAUUGCAGUGCUUUCUGGGUGACAAACCUGAGCUGUGUAGAUAUAAGAGAAAAAGGUACAUAGCUAUGAGAAACUCUUUGUGUGAGCUACUAAUAUCAGCAGUUGAUAAAACCCUUCACACUGAAAAUGGAAACCUGGAUCUUUUUCUGCGGUUCCUGCUGGGCAUCUCACUGGAGUCCAAUCUAGAUCUUUUAAAUGAACUACUGUCAUACACAGAGAGCAGCUUAAAUAGCAUCAAGGGAAUUCCUUUGUACAUAAAAGAUAACAUCAAGGGAUAUGAACAUCUUUCAGCCAACAAAUGCACGAGUCUGGUCCUCUGUCUGCUGGAAAUGAAUGAUCAGACUCUGUACAGAGAGAUUCAGGAGUUGGUGAAAUCUGACAAAUGCUCAUUGUUGCAAUUCUCUCCUGCUCACUGCUCAGCGAUCGCCUACACACUUCAGAUGUCAGAGGAGGUGCUGGAUGAGUUUGAUCUAAUGAAAUACAGAACAGCAGAUGAGAGUAGAUUAAGACUGAUACCAGCUGUGAUGAACUGCAGAAAAGCUCUACUUGCUGGAUGUUGCCUCACUGAUCAGCAGUGUGAAACUUUGUCUUCAGUUCUGCGAUCAUCAAACUCCCAUCUGAGGGACCUUGACCUGAGUAACAAUGACCUGCAGGAUUCAGGAGUGAAUUUGCUCUCUGCUGGACUGAAGAGUUCACAGUGCCAACUGAACAUACUAAGACUUGCUGGAUGUCAUCUCUCUGAUCAGUGCUGUGGACGUUUGUCUUCAGCUCUUCAGUCUUCAAGAUCCGAUCUGAGAGAGCUGGACCUGAGUAACAAUGACCUGCAGGAUUCAGGAGUGAAGCUGCUCUCUGUUGGACUGAAGAGUUCACUCUGUCAACUAAACAUACUGCGAUUUGCCUUAUGUAAUCUCACUGGUCAGUGCUGUGAAAGUUUGGCUUCAGCUCUACAAUCAUCAAACUCUCAUCUGAUGGAGCUGGACCUGAGUAACAAUGACCUGCGAGAUUCAGGAGUAAAGUUGCUCUCCAAUGGACUGAAGAGUUCACACUGCCAACUGAACAUACUAAGAUUGUCCGGCUGUAUGGUGACAGAGGAAGGCUGUUGUUACCUGUCUUCAGCUCUAAAUUCAAACCCCUCACAUCUGAGAGAGCUGGAUCUGAGCUACAAUCAUCCAGGAGAAUCAGGAGUCAAGCUGCUCUCUGAUUUACUGAAUCAUCCAAACUGCACACUGGACAAACUCAAUGUGGAUCAUGGAGGAGAGGUGUUUUUCUCCAUCAGCCCAGAGAACAGCACUAAAGUGGAGAAGACCAACACAGCCUGUCCUCAUGUGAACCUGUGA